Etheostoma cragini (Arkansas darter) is the source of this 449-nucleotide messenger RNA. RefSeq names its product fibroblast growth factor receptor 1-A-like. Bases 54 to 449 code for a protein of 131 amino acids. Lineage: Eukaryota; Metazoa; Chordata; Actinopteri; Perciformes; Percidae. The transcript has 4 exons. The record is from RefSeq and is a predicted model, not a curated record.
ACCCGUACGUCCUUGUUCUCAAGACUGCAGGUCUGAACACGACGGAUAAGGAGAUGGAGGUGCUGACGCUGAGGAACGUGAGCGUGGCCGAUGCCGGAGAGUACACCUGCUUGGCGGGGAACUCCAUCGGCGUCUCUCACCACUCGGCGUGGCUCACCGUCGUCGACGACCUGCCGCCCGCCCCGCUGCCCUCCCAGACGUACCUGGAGAUCUUCAUCUACUGCCUUGGCUUCUUCAUCGUCAUCAUCCUCACCGCCACGGCCGCCGUCUGCCGACUCUGCUGCGCGCCGAAGAAGACCGACUUCAGUGGACAGCUGGCCGUGCAGAAACUGGCAAAGAGCCUUCCUCUGAGGAGACAGCUGGAAGACGUUUAUAACCCAGACCCUGACCCACAGAGGGUCCCAGCCUACUGCUGCUGGGGAGGGAGCCACAGACCGAGCUUCAUCUAA